Molecule: messenger RNA, 2706 nt
Organism: Eucalyptus grandis
Lineage: Eukaryota; Viridiplantae; Streptophyta; Magnoliopsida; Myrtales; Myrtaceae
Exons: 3
Coding region: 1-2706 (901 amino acids)
Molecular function (GO): nucleic acid binding
Source: RefSeq, a predicted model, not a curated record
AUGGAGGAGCGACUGUGUGCCUUGCAAGGUUACGAGCUGAAAGGAGCUGAUAGGCUGUCUCUAUACACCAAGACUAACUUCCCUGAGAACUUCCAAGAGCCUGAGUUCACAAGAAAAUAUGACGGAACGGGAUGUCCCAAGACCCACCUCAGAUAUUACAUGAGGAAAAUGGCUCGCUACGCUGACAACGUGCCAUUUCUCAUACACACGUUUCAAGAUAGCUUGGAAGGCAUUGCCCUGACGUGGUUCAUUGCGCUGGACAUUGAAGAAUUCACUAGUUGGGAAGAUUUGACCAACGAGUUCUUACAGCAAUACCGGUUUAAUACCGAGCUCGCCCUUACGAGAGAAGAAUUGACCCGCGUUGAGAAGAAAAGAAAUGAGUCAUUUAAAGCUUUUGCGCAAAGGUGGAGAACCAUGGCCUCACAAGUGAAGCCAGCUUUGAAUGAGAGGGAGAUGAAGCAACUAUUCCUCAAGACAUUACCCCCCGAAUACUUCCAAGGAUUAGUAUUUUCGGGAUGCCAAACCUUUUCACAGCUGGUAGAUGUAGGUGAAGGAGUUGAGUGGGCACUCAUCGAAGGGAGGAUAUCCACCGGAGGCACGAAGAAAUUCCAGGUGAGAAAAGAUAAGGAAGCUGCAGUUGAGGUAGCGCUCGUGCAAGAGUCAUUUUACCCUAAGUCGCCCACAGCACCUGCGCACAAACCUAUGGCCGUUCAAGGGAGCUCAUCACGAGCAUAUGACAAAGGCAAGAGACCCUUUCGAAAGGAAUUUUCCCCACUGCCACGACCAUUGUCAAAGCUGUUGCCUAUGCUUCUUGAAAAGAGGAUGGUUGCGAAGGAAGUACCUAGGGACAACCCCACGAGGUUCGCCGGGUUUGAUGUGACCAAGACCUGCGAGUACCACAUGGGAGAAAUGGGGCAUGAUGUAGAUAGUUGCAAUGUGCUAAGGUACAAAGUCCAACAGUUACUGGACAAAAACAUUUUGACAUUUAAGGAAGCUCAGCCUAAUGUGCAACAGAACCCCCUACCGGACCAUGCGGAGGGAGUGAACUCAAUCUUUGAGGAGACACAGGCAAGUCAACAGCCUCUAGUUGCGAAUGCUUCCAAGUUGUAUGAGUCCUUAGUGUUGGCAGGAUACUAUGGAGGUCAUCAGGAUGUCACCCCGAAAGAGAAACUGAACCGCGUCCGCAGAAUGGUAGCCAUGGGGGUAAUUCGAUGCGGAGAAGAGGAAGAGAAUGUCGUAUCCAUGAUAAUCCCGUCAUCAUUCCACUCAUCUUUUUGCAACAUUGCUCGUAUAUCUCGAGCGAAGAAGAUUAUGCCUGGAAUUUCGAAGACCCCGGCUUUGUACGAGGAAGGGAUGGUAGCUAUGAUAACUCCGAUGGUGAUUGAACUAUCGAAUGAGGAGACUACCGGCGAUAUCGAGAUGGAAAUCGCUGAACCCACGAUGAUUGACCUUAUAGUCGAGGAAAUGUCAGCAAUCGAAGUCACGGGAGGGAAUAUCUUUAUCACACGAUCGGGCCGUUAUGCACCCGAUAAAGGAAUAGAAAAGAAGGUCGUGACUAAGGAGGAAGCGAAGCAAUUCUUGGCCAUAGUAAAAUCUAGCGAGUUCAAUGUGGUAGAUCAAGCUGCGGAAGUUGCCAGCCCAAAUCUCCCUCCUAGAGUUGUUGAAAUCCUCCAGAAGCACGGGGACAUCUUGUUGAAGGUCCUCAAUGAGGUACACGUACCCGAAACAAUCGAUGAAGUCCAAUUGGAAGAGUUUGUCGGAGCAGUUCUACUGAAAGACCAGAUUUCCUUUACGGAUGAGGAUCUCCCUCCCGAUGGUCCUAAUCAUACCAAAGCACUACACAUCUCGGCGAAGCAUGAGAGCACUCUUGUUUGUAGAGUGUUGAUCGAUAAUGGUUCGGCACUUAAUAUAUGCCCGUUGGCUACCCUCCAUCGUCUAGGCAUUGAUCUUGGGAGAAUCCGUACUGGCAAGUCAACUGUGCGGGCCUUUGACGGGAUGAAGAAGGAAGUGAUAGGGGAAAUUGAGCUUGAGUUGUUGAUUGGCCCCGUACUCUUCCAAAUCGUGUUCCAAGUGUUAGAUAUACCAAGCGCUUUUAAUUUUCUGCUAGGGAGGCCAUGGAUCCACACGGCAGGCGCUGUUGCCUCUAGCCUCCAUCAAAAGGUACGAUUUGUGGUGGAUAACAGGCUUAUCACGGUCCAUGGAGAAUCUGACUUCAAGAUCUACCACGAGACGACCAUCCCAUAUGUGGAGCCUGAGUGUACCGAGGAAUCCAGCUUUCAAACCUUCGAGCUGGUAUCCAUGGUCCACGUGCUUGCAGGGUCUUUCACAAAGGUUCCUGAAUUGUCUAAGCCAACCAUAGCUGCGGGAAAGAUUAUGCUAGCAAGUGGGUAUAAUCCUGGAGAGGGCCUUGGAUCACACGGUCAAGGUGUACGAAAACCCAUCGAAGCUCGUAAAAACUUCAAAAGAAGAGGCUUGGGAUAUGUCGAGAAGUGGGGAGGCCAUAACAACCAAGGAGAGGAUGAGCGCUAUCAAAGCCCGUUUUCCCCGUUGCUGGAGGAGACGUUUCCAGGACCCCCAAGGAUGUUGUUCGAGGAAGAGGAGGAUAUCCAUGGUGUGACCGAGCUAUUUAAGGAGGACGUCAUAUGCACCAUCCUGGCGUGCGAGGAAGCCGAGUCCUCUGAAGUCAUGGCUAUCCCUCCAAAGUAG